CCACAUUUCCCCCACAAUCCAUCACUUCGGUAAACAAAUGUCAAGUAAGCUAGCUACGAUAGAAUAAAGUAACAAUAAUAAACGUGAAUAUUUAUGCAAUGUCUGGACCAAAUGGAGAUCCACACAUAUCAAUUGACGAUGGUAUUAUCGACGACGGAGAAGAUGAAUUUGAGGAAGAAGAGUUUGAAGCCAUCAACUCGGCGCUUGAUCAGAUCAACUCCUAUCUUGAUGAUAUAGAAGAUCGUAAUGAUUCACUGAAUGGCAAACUGCACGAACUAUUGGAGUCAAACCGGGAGGCCCGACAGGAGUUCAAGGCCCAACAGCUGCAGACCCCGGAGGAGCAGCUUUGUCCUGCAGAGGGGGACGAGUCCUCCAGCAAGGAAGACUUGGACAAGGAGGAUUGAAAAUGUAUGAUGAGGAGGGCUAAGCUCAGCCAAAUACAGGGAUGUAAAUAUUUAUGAAAGCAUCUUACUUCUGUCUUAUCGACUACCUGGAUCUGAUCUCUUCAGCAGAUGUCCAUAUUGUUUUCCUCCUUUAUUGAACUGUGGUGUUUGCUUCCACAACUGAUCUUAGAGUGACCUCUAGCAGCUUCUUAUACAAGUUGUAAACUGCAGUGACCUGGGAAUAUAACUGUAAAAUCUCCUGCGUUGAUGUUUAAAAAGCUAAUCAGGCCUAAGUGGGACAUAUUGAGAACAAUUCUAAAGCCAGGAUGACAUAAGAACUUUAUUAAAAAGCUGAUUCAUUUUUUAUUUUAACAAUACAACACGCUGAUCUAUACAAUGACUUGCUCAAUGUUUCAGGAUUUGUCCACGUGAAGUGUUGAUCCAGUUGUGUAGUCAGCUUUCUGAAAUGGUAUGUUCCUGUCCCAAAAAGUAAAUAUGCAAAGAUCAAAUGUCUACCAGUUUGAUAUAGAGUUGUAUCUGCAGCAUGACUGUAAAUGUGCUGUCCUGUUUGUGUUAGGAUAAGUCAGCUAACAAGUGUUUGUAUAAGUGAAGUGAUCACAAAAGUUAAAAUAAAGUCGACCAAGUGUGGGAAUUGUCAGACAUUUUAAUAGAAAUUAAAAUGAACCCCCCCAACAGAAAACAAAAAUCCCCAAAUCCAUAACUUCCAGCAGUUAGAAAACAUCCCGUUUAUUCACCUCCAUUUAGUCAGUAGCUGAAUAAAAAUACAAUAAGAAACA
This is a messenger RNA of Gymnodraco acuticeps, 1180 nucleotides long. It is a transcript of the gene bbln, whose product is annotated as chromosome unknown C9orf16 homolog. The coding region runs from base 99 to 404 and encodes 101 amino acids. NCBI's taxonomy places the organism in Eukaryota, Metazoa, Chordata, Actinopteri, Perciformes, Bathydraconidae. The record is from RefSeq and is a predicted model, not a curated record. The transcript is spliced from 2 exons.